CUGACUUUGUCUGUCAUCACGUUCUGUGUUAUCCUGCCGUUAUGUUGCCACCGACUGGUGUACUCCUACUAUUUUCUAAAGUCGAUGCACCUGGACUCCAUGAGUGAGGAUGUCCUCCGGGAAAGCCUCGAAGAGGGUCAAGAUGCUCUGCGUUUCUGGCAGAGCGCUCCCGCUACGGCGUCGGCCAAAUUCGGCGAAAUGGCCCAAAAUCCGGAGCUGCUGGUCACCGUGGUGACGGCCAGGCGCAACGAGGGGCGGGACUUCCACUACCUGCUCCGGGUGAUGCGGCGGAUAAGCGGCCUCGUGCGGGGAUGCGGGGAGCGGCCGUGUGCGGAGGUGUUGCUCUGCGAUGUGGAAAGUGGGCCCCAGCAGAACCAGGACGCCAUGCUGCUGGAAUCCCACUUCAGGGUGGUUCGACGUCCCCCUCAGGAGCAGCGGACCAACGGGGGACAAAUUAACGUCUUCGAGAAGGAGAAGCAGGAUUACGUCUUUUGUCUUCGCAAAGGAUGGGAGCUGGUCAAGCCCAGAAACGUGGUCGUCCUGGAGGAUGACGCUCUCCCGAGGCAGGACUUUUUCACCGUUGUUAAAGAUCUGCUGUCUCGACGAUUUGCCCUCCACACUCUUUACAUCAAGCUGUAUCACCCCGAGAGACUUCAGCGUUACUGGAAUCCCGAGCCAUAUCGCAUCCUGGAAUGGGUCGGACUCGGGCUGGUGGGGGCAACGGCGCUUCUCCUUGCCGUCUCUCACUGGAACCCCUGCUCUUUUUCCUUCAGCCUGUCGGCCGGCCACCUCCUCUUCUUCACCCUCUACUUUAUGCUCGUCGCCGAGCUCUUCGGGCGGCACUACCUGCUGGAGGCCCGGAGGAUAUCCCCGCAGUUCUACGCCGUCUCGCCGGCCACAGAAUGCUGCACCCCAGCCAUGCUUUUCCCCGGCAACGCCUCGGUCAGGGCAGCGGAAUAUUUGGAUGGCUCGUUUUGCGUCAAAGGCAACGCCAAAGACAUGGUGAUAUACCAGAUGGCGAGGACGAUUCCCGGGGAAACUUCUCACAGCGUGGAACCCAACCUUGUCACACACAUCGGGGCCUAUUCCUCAGUUAGGGCUAAUCCAUCCAGGCCCAAACUCCUAUGA
Molecule: messenger RNA, 1128 nt
Organism: Menidia menidia (Atlantic silverside)
Lineage: Eukaryota; Metazoa; Chordata; Actinopteri; Atheriniformes; Atherinopsidae
Source: the annotation of a GenBank genome assembly